Macadamia integrifolia is the source of this 1724-nucleotide messenger RNA. Its product is annotated as triacylglycerol lipase 2-like. Bases 57 to 1388 code for a protein of 443 amino acids. NCBI's taxonomy places the organism in Eukaryota, Viridiplantae, Streptophyta, Magnoliopsida, Proteales, Proteaceae. Gene Ontology annotation, molecular function: hydrolase activity, acting on ester bonds. The transcript has 9 exons. Gene Ontology annotation, biological process: lipid metabolic process. The record is from RefSeq and is a predicted model, not a curated record.
CUUAGUCAUAUACAAAACAAAAAGAAAAAAAGGGAAAAGAGAAGAGAAAUUAAUUAAUGGGUUCAUUCAUGUUGAUCAGAUGGGUUGUUUUGAGGGCUUGCUUCAUUGUUCUUAUGGCGGAGCUUCACUUGGCUUUGGGACUGCGAGAUCAUCUUCUCAUAGCCGAUUUACUCCAAGGCGGUGUUGCUGGUGAAGGUGAAGAUGAUGGUCCACCUGUUUGGGAGGGAUUAUGCAAAGCUUCUGUCAUUCCACAUGGUUAUAAAUGCGACGAGUUUCAUGUAACAAGUAAAGAUGGAUACAUUUCUGGGCUUCAAAGGAUCCCAGAGGGUCUUUCAAGUGGUGAUGUUGCAAAGAAAAAGCCACCUGUUCUGGUACAGCAUGGUAUAUUGACGGAUGGGAUGUCAUGGAUGAUGGGCUCUACUAAAGAAUCUUUGGUGUUUGCAUUAGCUGAUAGUGGGUUUGACGUAUGGAUCUCCAAUACAAGAGGGUCUAGAUUUAGCAAGAAACAUGUAUCUCUUGAUGAAAGCCAACCGGAAUACUGGAAUUUCUCAUGGGAUGAGGUCGCCGAGAAUGACCUUCCUGCUAUAGUUGACUUCGUAUACAAUCAAACUGGCCAGAAUCUCCACUAUGUUGGCCACUCCAUGGGAACAACAAUUGCAAUGGCGGCCUUAUCAGAAGGGUUAUUGGUGGACAAGUUGAGCUCAGCUUCCUUUCUUAGUCCCAUUGCUUACUUGACACUUAUGACCAAUGCUGCUGGCAUAAUCGCUUCCGAUGCCUUCCUGGGAGAGUUAUGCGAAUUGCUGGGUUUGGAUCAGCUGGACCCAAGCAAAAUUCUAGCUAUUCCAAAGUUGUUACCUAAUGGGCAAUUGGCUACAAUGUUAUUCAACAACGUUGCCAAGCGUUUGGGGAUUGAUUUGCCUGCUUUAGAGGCGAAACUUAUCAGCCAAAAUUGUUGUCUCAACUCUACUGCAUUUCAGUUUUAUAUCGAUCAUGCACUUCAACCAGCCUCAGUGAAGACCUUGGUGCAUUUUACUCAAACACUGAGAAAUGGGGUGGUGAAAAAGUAUGACUACGCGAGUCCUGAUCUGAACAUGAAGCAUUAUGGGAAACCAGAGGCGCCGGAAUACGACCUGAAAAACAUAUCGAAAAGCCUACCGUUGUUCUUCAGCUAUGGAGGCAACGACGAUCUCUCCGACGUGAACGACGUCAAUCAUUUACUAGACGAUCUCAGUACCCACCACAGAGACAAGAUCAAAACUCAUUUCGUGCCUGAGUUUGCACAUCUCGAUUUUGUUUUCGCCAUUAAUGUCAAGGAGAAGGUCUAUGAUACCAUGUUCGACUUCAUCAGAGCUCAUUCACUAAAACCAGAAGGAGAAGGAGAAGGAUGAGGAGGAGGAAGCGGCGGCCAUAAUAUCCAUCUCCAUUCCUUCUCCUACCAAGAAAAGUUCAAAUUGACGUAACUAACUAAGCCUAGAUUAGUACUAGCUAGUUUCGAUCCAAACUCACCCAUCAAUGGAUUAUUGGAUUGGAGAGCAUUGGUGGGUUCUGGGUUGUGAUUAGCUUUAUUGCAUUUUUGUUUUUUAGGGAUUUUUCAAGUGAAGGGAUUAAUAAUCUGUUUUGUGAUAGGAAGAGAUCCCACUAGGACUGAACAAAUGGUUGAUGAUCUUAUAAUAUAGUUAAGCCUUGCUUCUUACUUUAUUCUGAAAAGAUAAUAUGGUACAAGA